AUGACUGAGGAUCGUGAUCCUCUUGCCAUCACUCUGGAUUCUGAUGAAUUGUCUCCAUCGUCUCCUGUCUGCGGCCAUUAUUUCGGCCUAGAAGUCCUGUCAGGCCUAGUGGCUCAGUGCAACUUCCCGUGGUUGAUGUCCAACGUGAUAGACAACGAGACGGGCCGACCACUCGGCGACGGCAAGAUCACACACGCACUCAUGUGUAAUGGACAUAAGAUCGGAUUCAUUGGAUUGGUCGAACAAGAAUGGUUGGAGACUCUAGCGACUAUAAACCCAGAAGAGGUGACGUUCAUUGACUUCGUACAGGCGGGGACUAAACUAGCGACACAAUUGAAACAAGAGGGUUGUGAGUACGUGAUAGCACUAACACACAUGCGCACUCCGAACGAUAUAAAGCUGGCGGAGGGAUGUAACGACAUCGACCUCAUACUGGGAGGACACGACCAUGUGUAUGAGAUAAACAACAAAUACGUUGUAAAGAGCGGCACAGACUUCCGUCAGUUCAGUAAGAUCAGCAUCAACUUCGGUGAGGAAGGUGUACAGGUUGAUAUCGCGGAGAUGGACGUCACAAGCGCGUACGCAGAGGAUCUCGUGUUGAAGGAGAAAACUGAUAAGUAUUCUUCAAUGAUCGAAGGCAAAAUGGACGAGGUGUUAGGCAAGAUCUGCGUUCCACUGGAAGGUCGGUUCUCCUGCAUCAGACGGCAGGAGUGUAACCUGGGGAACUGGAUCUGUGAUAUACUACUCGCUGCUACUGGGGCUGAUCUUGUAGUACUCAAUUCUGGCACUUUUCGGUCUGAUCAGGUCCACGCAGCCGGUGACUUUACUCUCCGAGACCUGUCAACAAUAAUCCCCAUGCGGGACCCACUCGUAGUGGUGGAAGCCACCGGGGAGGUCAUACUGCAAGUCUUAGAGAACUCGGUGUCUAAAUACCCGAGCUUGGAGGGACGGUUUCCUCAGGUUGCAGGAGUAUCCUUCGCCUUCGACCCCUCAAAGCCAGCAGGUCAGAGAGUGGCGGAGCAGGUCGUGAAGAUAGGAGACGAGUACCUGCAGAAGGAGCAGGUCUACCGACUGGCUGUCAAGCAGUACCUUCAUAGUGGGAACGAUGGAUUUACUAUGCUGCCUAAGUGUAAGAUACUGAUCCCAGAAGACAUGUGUCCGGAGAUAGGCAUGGCGAUCCAGAACCACUUCGCGGCCAUCAACGUCCGCACCGGCCGGUCGCGGCCCAGCAAACAUCGACAGUCUCUCGUCACGCUCAGUCGGAGACACAGUCUAGUGAAGAUGUUAGACGGCAGUGAGUUGGACGGUCCCCCGCCACUGCGGCGCGCGUCGUCCGCUGCCGCCGAGCCAAUGUCGCAUACUGGACAUCACAGCCAUCGACGUCCCACUGCAGGACCGUGGUCUCCCUACCCUCCGUACGGCGCCGAGCCAUCAGACCACCACGGAUGGGACCCAAUAGAGCUGAUGCCGAUACGGAGCCGCGAAGGACUUAACGGGUUUCCGGGGCUCCGGCUCGAAGUGCAGGAGUGGGAACAGGACGACUUGGAACAACAAUCCUGUGAGCUAGCACCGAGACUGGAAAACAGGAUCAUAGUGCUCAAUAAACCAGAGGAACUACAAGCCUUAAUCGCAGAGCGUACUCGCUGGGAAUCCGACACCGUCAUCCGUGAAGUGGAUGAUGAAGGUUCACCCUAAGAUCUACCUUCCCUGUACGGCUGCUUCAUUUGGUACCGGCACUUUCAGAAGUAGCACUCUAAGUACCACUUGACACUACGCCACUUGGUACCACAGUUACAGGAUCAGUUCCAAGGUACCAAAGACCUUUUAGUGAUAUUUCGGUUGUACAACGGUACCAAUUUUUGUGUGUUAAUUAAUUUAUUUUUGUAUUUCGUGUGGUACUAAAAAGUACCAGUUGAUUAAUUUUUGGAUUUUGUGUCUGUCUACUAAGAUUAGUGAAGGAUGAUUAUUUUGUCGUGGAAAUUGUUACAUGUUAUGUUUUUAUGAUUGACUUUUGAAUUAUUAUCUUUUCAAAACACAAUUUUGUCACUGCAAAGUUUAAAAUUGAUUUGAGAAAUGGUGAAAUUUCGUAACAUAAUAAGAUUCGCUUUAAGUUUAAAAAUGUAUAGCAUACAAGCGCAAAGUUAACAUUUCAGUGACAUUAUUGAUAUAUGGUGAGUUUGUUUUAAGAUUUGGAUAUUACAUCGAUUAAGGGGGCGACAGGGAAGAAAUUUCUUGAUUGAUUACAGCGUUAAUGUAGAAAAUGUUUGAGUGUAGAAAUGUAGUUGUAGAUGGUGAAUUUGUGUUUUGGUUGAAGUGAAUAAAGUAUUUUUAUGCGAUAAGCCGGUAAACGAAUAGACGGAUCACCUGAUAGGCAUCGGCGUCGCCCAUGGAUACUUAAAACACC
Molecule: messenger RNA, 2404 nt
Organism: Spodoptera littoralis (African cotton leafworm)
Lineage: Eukaryota; Metazoa; Arthropoda; Insecta; Lepidoptera; Noctuidae
Source: the annotation of a GenBank genome assembly